Messenger RNA from Cylicocyclus nassatus, 426 nucleotides. Lineage: Eukaryota; Metazoa; Nematoda; Chromadorea; Rhabditida; Strongylidae. The record is from the annotation of a GenBank genome assembly.
AUGGUGGACGCUUCUUUUGAGGAUUUGUGGUUUGAAUUUGCUGAAGAGCCAAUACUUCCGUGGUCGGAGACGGCAAUACCAGUGAAUAUGCUUCUAUCCGUCUUAAUUGUGACUGGGUUACUUUACGCUCUGAUAAGAAAAAAUGAGCAGAUCGAGGAGGAGGAAGAAGUCAGGGUGUUUGAGAGUUUGAAGAAAAUGAAGUGGCACCUAGAGGAAGAGAUUCUAGAGGAAGCAAAAAAACUCUCCCGAGAAGAAGAUCUCCAACGUCAAAAGAAAAGCAGAAGCAAGUCUAAGUCCAAGUCCAGCCAACGUUAGAAGAAAAGCAAAAGCCAUGAGAAAAAGUAGAAAGAUAUUUGCAUGUGAUAAAUCAAUUAGAUUUGACUGGCGAUGUGCAUAAAAUGGUUAAUAUACGUACAGGCAAUUUUU